This is a messenger RNA of Trichechus manatus latirostris (Florida manatee), 1491 nucleotides long. RefSeq names its product zinc finger protein OZF-like. The record is from RefSeq and is a predicted model, not a curated record. Lineage: Eukaryota; Metazoa; Chordata; Mammalia; Sirenia; Trichechidae.
CCUGGCCUCUGACCUGCUUGGGCAAGUGUUACAAAGCUCUUUACCUCUACCGAUAAGUGCCCAGAGGCACCCUACGCCUCCAGCAAGCCUCCUGUCUGAAGAUGCUCAGCUCUUUUGCUCAAUGUCUUUUCUACGUCUGUAAUCAAGGAAUUAUUACCAAAAGAGAUCACUAAUAAAAGAGAAUUAUUCCAGAGAGUGAUGUUGGAAAGACAUGAAAAUCAUGGUGCUGAGGAUUUUGACUUCAGGCACGUCAAAGAAAAUAUACUUGAGUUUGAAAGUCAGUGGGGAGAUGAUGAAAGAAAUGACAAAGCAGUGAUUAUAACCCAUAACAGAACUCUCAAUGCCUUUUACAGUGGUUCAAACCUCACUAAACAUCAAAGAAUCCAUACUAGAAAGAAACUAUAUAAAUGUAAUGUAUGUGGGAAGGUCUUCAGUCUAAAUGAACAUCUUGAAGCUCAUUUGAGAAUACAUAUUGGAGAGAAACCUGACAGGUGUAAUGUUUGUAGCAAAGCCUUUAACUUUGGCUCAAACCUGACUAGACAUCAGAAAAUACAUACUGGUGAAAAACCACAUAAAUGUAAUACAUGUGGCAAGACCUUUAGUCGACAUUCAGGCCUUACAGCUCAUCAGAGAAUUCAUACUGGAGAGAGACCUUACAGAUGUAUUGAAUGUGGUAAUGCUUUUAUCCGAAGAUCAAAACUAGUAGAACAUCGGAAAGCUCAUGCUGGAGAGAAACUUUACACAUGUAAUGUAUGUGGAAUAUCCUUAACUAAAGGCUCAAGCUUAACCAGACAUCAGAGAAUCCAUACUGGUGAGAAACCAUAUAAAUGUAAUGUAUGUGGCAAGGUCUUUAGUCGAAAUUCAGGCCUUAUAACUCAUGAGAGAAUUCAUACUGGAGAAAGGCCCUACAAAUGUAUUGAAUGUGGUAAGGCGUUUAUCCAGAGAACACACCUUGUGCAACAUGAGAGAAUUCAUACUGGAGAGAAACCUUACCAAUGUAAUGAAUGUGGGAAGGCUUUUACCCAAAGAGCAAACCUUACAGAACAUCAGAGAAUUCGUUUGGUGCAGAAAUCUUACAAAUGUAAUGUGUGUGGCAAAGCCUUUAACUCUGCCUCACUCCUCACUACACAUCAGAGAAUUUGUACUGGUAAGCAACCAUAUAAAUGUAAUGUAUGUGGCAUAAACUUUAGUCAGAAUUCAAAUCUUACAAUUCAUUUGAGAAUCCAUAUGGCAGAGAAACCUUACAAAUGUAUUAUAGCAAAAGCUUUUAACUGGGGCUCAGUCCUCACUAAAAAAAAAAAAACUCAGAUCAAAGCAAAAGUUCUGGCAAAUGAAAGAGGAAUCCCAGAUUUCAGUGUGAGUUUCACCUGGAUUUCUAAAUUCAUGAAAAGGAAUGGCCUUUCUGUGAGAGUGAGAACCACUGUAGGCCAGUGGCUUCCAGAUGACUGGGAGCAAAAGAUGGUUGACUUCGGUGGAUUUGUCACCAAAUAA